AUGUCUUCUUCGAGCUCGUCAUCCGACGGUGUUCUUGAUGAUAUGGUUAUCGCCAUGGCGCAGGAGGCAAUGGAUUAUUUGCAAGAAGCCGAAUCCUCUGCAUCGCGUACCAGACAACCGCCUAUUGAACGAAAUCGGUUAGCUGCUCAUGAACGUCUAGUGCAAGAUUAUUUUUGUGAAACUCCCGUGUACGAUGAUGAUCAGUUUAAGCGUAGGUUUCGUAUGAACCGACGACUAUUCGUUAAAAUUUCCAAUGAUCUUGGGGGCGAAUCCCCUUUUUUCACGCAAAGGGUAAGUGCAAGUGGCAAGGUUGGUUUCUCUGGACUACAAAAGUGUACGGCAACAAUUAGGCAACUAGCCUACGGCACAUCGAUUGAUGCGUGGGAUGAGUAUUUAAGGAUGUCGUCAAGAAUGUGUCGUGAGUCUCUUGAAAAUUUUUGUGAAGGUGUAAUCUCUCUGUACGGGAGACGAUAUUUGAGGAUGCCAACCGCAGCCGACGUUCCAAUUCUAUACGAGGCCCAUCAGCGCUUACAUGGGUUUCCUGGAAUGUUGGGAAGUCUUGAUUGCAUGCACUGGGAAUGGGCGACAUGCCCAACCGCUUGGAAAUGGCAACAACAUCAUGGUGACCACGAUGGUCCUACCGUAAUAUUACAAGCGGUCGCUUCUCAAGAUUUAUGGAUUUGGCAUGCGUACUUUGGCAUGGCCGACGGUAUUUAUCCCGAGUGGGCGACGUUGGUAAAAAGUCUUUCGUGUCCAGAUGACGAAAAAAGAUUGUAUUUCAAGAAAAAACAAGAGUCAGCAAGAAAAGAUAUCGAGUGGGCUUUCGAGCAUUUUGUGGAGAAAGCUAUGAUGAAAGUAUCCAACCGGCAAACCCAAGCUGAGAAAGAAGAUAUCCGAGCAAAGAUACGGGCUAGGCACAUACACCAAAACCUUCGAGCCGAUCUGACAGAGCAGCUAUGGUUUUAUCGUGAACAAGGAGGACUCGACACAGACGACGAGUAG
Messenger RNA from Helianthus annuus (common sunflower), 1002 nucleotides. RefSeq lists its product as uncharacterized. The record is from RefSeq and is a predicted model, not a curated record. Lineage: Eukaryota; Viridiplantae; Streptophyta; Magnoliopsida; Asterales; Asteraceae. The transcript has 4 exons. Bases 1 to 1002 code for a protein of 333 amino acids.